Molecule: messenger RNA, 2528 nt
Organism: Osmerus eperlanus (European smelt)
Lineage: Eukaryota; Metazoa; Chordata; Actinopteri; Osmeriformes; Osmeridae
Gene: cep72
Product: centrosomal protein 72
Exons: 14
Coding region: 423-2174 (583 amino acids)
Molecular function (GO): protein binding
Source: RefSeq, a predicted model, not a curated record
AACUACCUUAAAGAGUUGAUGAGCAGUGUACAGGGCUGAGACCGACUGAAUGAUAUUGGAACAUGCUAGUAUCCCCUCUGUUAUAGAGGCUGCCAUUGAAAUGAAUGACCUGUAAGGAAGAAUUUACAGUUAAACUAAGUUUAUAUUCCAUUUAUCAUUCAUUACUCUUUUCUUUUAUGAUCGCCACGUUUAGCGGACAUAAAUCGAACAGUUAAUCCCUGAUGAUGUAAUUGUUUACUGAAUUUAAUUUAGACUCUAUAGAAUGACCUGUAUUCAAAAAUAUAAGUUAGCAUAUCUCACCUAGCUACAGAAUGUAGCUGACUUUACUGCAUGCAUUUGUUUUGACACGUGACGUGAGCAAGGAGAACCAGGAUAUGGCCCACUGCGCAUGAUCCUACUUUUGCCAGGGAACUUCGAAAAGUAUGGCGGCGGAGUGCUUGACAACGAUUACAGAGCAAUGGAUACGGGAGAAACUAAAUCUAGAACACCAAUGUCUUGCGGAUGUCAGGUCUCUGAGUCUUCCAGGGACAUACAAGGAGAAAAUCAAACAUCUUGGAAUCUCACUGAAGAACUUCGUCCGUUUGAAGACCCUGGAUCUCUCUUGUAACGCUCUCAUCUCUGUCGAUGGCGUUCAACACUUGAAGAUGCUGGAGAGACUAAACCUGUACUACAACCGUAUACCUUCCAUAGAGGAAGUCAGAGUUCUUUGCAAGCUGACAACUUUGAAAGACUUGGACUUGAGACUCAACCCUCUGACCAAGAGAGAUCCACACUACCGUCUGUACUUGAUCCAUGCACUGUCCAACCUGCGCAAGCUCGAUGACUGUCCAGUCCGGGACAGUGACAGAAAACUCGCCAUCAUGCAUUUCUCUGCUGAAUCUGGUGAUGUACCUCUGCAGACAAAACCCUCGCUGACUGACGUAACAGAGCUCAGUAACCAGAGGAGCAGUGAGCUGAGGCUGGCCUCAGUGAAUCGGAUGACCAAGAAUUUUUCUUUCUUGGAUGACAAGGAUGAUGUUGUACUGAACCUUGUUGCCAGGAGCAACUGGAGCCAGAGUGAACCUCAGCCAUUCUCUGGAUCGUUUCAGAAGGAGCUGGAGUCCCAGCUUUAUCACCUGCAAGAAGGAGAUUUGGAGAAUUUGGAGAGUGCAUCAUCUCAAAGUCAGGAAGCAGCCAAAUCCAUCCUCAGGUCUUCCCUAACCAAAGAUUCAGCUCGACAUAUUCAAUCUAAAGAUCCACGAAUGAAAGGCACAUCUAAUGGAAAAAGUUUUUCCUCGUUGAAAGUGACUAAGGGACCUAGAGUGACCUUCGACCCUCAUGUCGAGAAGCACAGACCUGGCUCUCGAAGGGAGAAGCACCUGAAACCCCCCAAACAAAUGAGAGUCCCUGCCAAAGGCUACUUCACCCCUCAUCCUGAUCACGGAGACAAGCCUGCCUCUUCCCUGAUGAAGAUCCGUCCUCCCAGUCCCAUAAGUCCUGGUGUGAAACCCUCUGAUUCCUCCAACCCCAUCCUGCACCCUCCCAGGCUCUCCUACCACAGCCUGCAGGAAACAGCAGGGGGCACCACUCAACCAGAACAACAUGCUCAACAGCAGAGGGGGAGCUACAGAAAACCCUUGGAGAUGCUCCUUGGUCUGGUGGACAAGCACUGGACAGGACAGAAAUCACUUCACCAGGACAACAACUUCCUCUCUCAGGCAGUUCACAUCCUCUCUAUGAUGGAGCAGGACGUCUCCAGUCGGGAGGUUGAAGUCAGGACCUUGAAGGAGGAGGUUGAGGAGCUGAAGCAGAAUGCAGAAAGUCGAGACCAGGAUCACAGAGCAGAGAUUCAACGUCUCACCACUCAGCAUGAGGAGGCCCAGGGCAACACCGACAACCUAAAUGAGCACCUGAAGUUGGUCCUGGAGGAGAAUGUGUCCUUGCAGAAGCAGCUGAUCAAGUUAGAGCAGCAGUAUCUGAACUCGAUGAUGAAGAGCUCCCGCAACACAGACUUAAAGGAGAAGCUGGCGGAGGUGGAGGAACUGAAGAGGGAGGUGGCGGUGCUGAGGGAGAAGGUUGAGGAUGGGGAGAAGGUCAGGGAGUUGGCGGGCAUGCUGCAGGAGAGCCACAGGUCGCUAGUAGCUACUAAUGAGCGUCUGCUGGGUGAGCUGGAGUCCCCGGGCAGGCGUCCCUGAGGACCAGCACCACUAACAGCAGACCAGCAGCAGCUACCUACAGCAGGACCAGCACCACCAACAGCAGACCAGCAUCUACCUACAGCAGAUUAGGCUUCUAUACUGCUGCCAGCAAUGGCGUGCUGUCAUUAGGAGGAAGUUGGUGUGGUGUCAGAAAGGUGACCUGGUGAUUUGAAACAGCCGUGUUCCCCUUUCAAAUGACAUGUGAGCUGGACAAUGGCUACUGUAUCAUGUCAGCACAUUAGAUUGUAUUUUGAAAAGUGACUGCACUCCAGGUUUCCUGCUUCCUAUUUAUUGAGUUGUAAGCAUGUUGAUGAAUUAAGUAUUUAUUGCAUUAAAGCUGCUUUUGCCUCA